Tinamus guttatus (white-throated tinamou) is the source of this 363-nucleotide messenger RNA. NCBI's taxonomy places the organism in Eukaryota, Metazoa, Chordata, Aves, Tinamiformes, Tinamidae. The record is from RefSeq and is a predicted model, not a curated record.
AUGCGCUCCAAGGACUCCCCGGGAACGGCCAAAUGCAUCGACUGCGGGAAGAGCUUCGCCAAGGCGCCGCGGCGCAAGAAGCCGGUCCCGGUCCCGGUGGUCCCGGUUCCGAAGGCGCCGCCGGAGCUUCCCAACACGUGCGCCGAGUGUUGGCAGAGCUUCAGCCAGAACUCGGACCUGGUGAAGCACAUGCGGAUCCACACGGGGGAGAAGCCCUACGAGUGCCCCCAUUGCGGCAAGUGCUUCAACGUGAGCUCCAACCUCAUCCGGCACCGGCGCAUCCAUACGGGAGAGAAGCCCUACGGAUGCGGCGAGUGCCGGAAGAGCUUCACCGACAAGUCGACGCUCACGCAGCACCGGCGG